Acytostelium subglobosum LB1 is the source of this 1392-nucleotide messenger RNA. RefSeq lists its product as hypothetical. The transcript is spliced from 2 exons. Lineage: Eukaryota; Evosea; Eumycetozoa; Acytosteliales; Acytosteliaceae. Gene Ontology annotation, molecular function: oxidoreductase activity; heme binding. Bases 1 to 1392 code for a protein of 463 amino acids. The record is from RefSeq and is a predicted model, not a curated record.
AUGUAUAGGAAUACAGUUAGUGAAAAGAUACGAGGCAUCGCUCAACAGGCCUUGGAGAAGUAUCAGGGCAAGAUACCAAGCUCAUACACUUGGGAGGAGAUUGCAAAUCAUAAUCAACGUGAUGACUUUUGGACAGUGGUCAAUGGUUAUGUCUAUGAUCUCACUGCAUACUUGAUGAUGCAUCCUGGCGGCUUCAACUUCCUGUUCAGAUGUGCUGGAGCCAAUGCCACUGCUGACUUUGAGGCCAUGUAUCACAGCAAGAAUGCAAAGCUCAUUCUAGAGUGUUUCUGCAUUGGACGUGUGGCACCUGGUUCAAUUGCGCCUUCCUCUUCAUCCUCAACAUUGGCACCUACAUCGUCAGUGCCCUUCAAACAACCAUUUCUCAAACCAUCUGCACAACCUCUGCGGAGUGUUCAAUCAAACACAACCAGUAGCAGCAGUAACAACAACAAUAGCGUCAAGACCAUUAUAACACCAACACAAACAACACCUCAGCCAGUUACAACAGUAACAGCAGCAACAGUAACAAUAACACAAACCAAACGACCAUCUGUUAUGCUUGCGACAACGUCAAUCGUGACAAAGAAACAGAUUACUAGCGAUACAUAUAUGAUUGAAAUGAAGCCUCCUGGAACACUCAAGAGUGAUGAUUGGAUGAGACCAUUGACACAUGUAUCACUGGCAAGGUUGAACGACGAAGAGUUUCGCAGCUACACGCCAAUUGGUUGUAGGAUCGAAUCGACUACAGAGCUCAAGAACGAAUACUAUCUACAAUUCAUGAUCAAGGGAUAUGAAUCAGGUGAUGUUUCAAAGAGUAUCACUCAGAUGAAUGUAGGUGAUAGUCUACAGAUCAAGGGACCAAUCGAGACCAAUGAUUCGUUCAAUCUACACACCUACAGCAAACCAUACAUCAUUGGCAUUGCAGGUGGAACUGGUAUCACUCCAAUGUUACAAAUAUUGAACGAUAUGUUUGAUGGCCACCAGCAACAGCAACAACAUCAAUCAAAGGAUGAUACAAUGAUCACUCAACUAUCGAUUACAACGACAUCACCUCAUAUGAUACUGGUCUAUUCAAACAAGACUCAAUCGGAUAUAUUAUAUCGACAGGAAUUGGAGGCACUGCAACAAAGACAUCCAAAUCGAUUGACUAUAUACUAUUGUUUGACUCAACAGUUGGAUGGCGCCAAUGCAGAUGGCUUGGUGGGCAAUUUUCGCUAUGGAAGGAUAUCAAGAGAGAUGCUCGUCGAACUACUAUCACAUCACAGCAGUGUCACUGCUGACAACAACGAUGUGUUGGUCUGUGGAACAGUGUCGUUCAACCAAACGAUCAAACAACACAUCGAGUCAAUUGGUUACAACUCUGUCAAUUCAAAGAUACACCUACUCGAGUAA